Molecule: messenger RNA, 1518 nt
Organism: Puccinia graminis f. sp. tritici CRL 75-36-700-3
Lineage: Eukaryota; Fungi; Basidiomycota; Pucciniomycetes; Pucciniales; Pucciniaceae
Exons: 4
Coding region: 1-1518 (505 amino acids)
Source: RefSeq, a predicted model, not a curated record
AUGUCAAAUAUCACACUGACUGGGCUUUGCUUUAUCUGUAUCAGGGAUAAAGAUUGCUUUGUUGCAUCAAACCACAAUCCAACUAGGCACGUUGAGAUUCAAAACGAUGCUGAAUCAAGGAAAACUUCCGGCAUAUCCCAGUCAGCUGAGAUAAACAAUCAUAAAUCAGAGCCGAAGGGUAUCGCCUACGGGCCCGGCUCAACUGGAGGAGUGGCCUUAGCUAGCGCGAGUGGCACCAGCGCGGCGUCUUCUGCUUCAGGUCCCGGAGCUGUUAGUUCUGAAGACGAAGAGCUUAUUGGCACCAGUUAUGGCAACCAAAAUAUUCGAGAUGUUAUCCUCGGUAAAGAGCCUGGUGAUCAACCUACGACCAAAGAACAGCAUGACAUGCACUCUGCUGCUCACGUCGCCGCCAACAAUGCAGGCACACCCGACGUGGCACACCCCUCUCCAAGCCCAUACUAUCAGCAGAGAAAAGGUCCUCAAGGAUUGUAUCAUUCUGUUCCCGAUCAUCAUCAUUGUCCUCCGAACUACCAGCAACCAACUUCAGAUCUAUUUCCUUGCCAAUACCAAUUACAUUACAUGGAUGUCUUGCAGCCUGUAGUAGCCUAUCAAGAACAGCGGAUCUUCGCUUAUUUUCCUGUGUUGAAAGAUUGCACGCCUCCCUCGAAAAUUUCAUCUAUUCCCGAGGAAUCGUGUACUCAUGCCAAAUCAUCGCAUGCGCAUCAUACCUACUUGGGGCAGAACUUUCGUAACACUUUGCCAGCUUUGACUGGAGCGCGGGAGAAAUUGCCAAACUUCGACAGAAUGGGCGAGCAAAAGGAAGGCAUGAAUCAGCCGAACCAAGCAGCUAUCAAAAGGAGAGCCAAAAAUAAAUUUGGCUUAGACAGAAAAUUUCUUGCGCAUGAAAGAGUAAGAAACUUCAAAGCAAGAACUCUUCUAGCUAAAGGCCCCUCCACUUCCUUGACCGAUGAAGUGGACCAAGCAGCUACCUUUGCAAAGGAAGCAGACGAUCUUUCCAAGAACUCGCAUCUCAAAUCACACGAGCAGUCAGAAAAAAACGAUAACUUGAAGGACGCGAAGGAAAUUUCCGUGUCAGAACCGAAAGCUAAGGAUGUGGCAGAAAGUACUUUCCUAGAGCAGUCACUGUCUGGUAAUCUUCCGAAGGGUUUACUUCAAAAAUCGCAACGGGUCUCGCAACAAAAGGAGCUCCUUUGUGAAAACGGUGGUUUGCAUGGAAAAAUUUCUAUUGCAAAAACACCAAAUCGAGACCGCGACCACCCUUCAAACCAGAAGGACACCUCGAGCCAAGAUUUGCCAAAUACUCACCCUGAGUCGAUCCAGCAUCUGACCUACUCAAAAAAAUAUGAAGAUUCUAAAUUAUUCAAAGAGGCUCUACUUUCAGUUCCAAACUAUGAGACUUCCAAAGAUAAGAGUUUAGCAACCUCUAGAAAGCUCCCUGAUGCGUCAGUGGUAUCGAUCUUACACACCAAGCGACCACGCAAGAAAGGCAAGGUGUGA